CGCCGUGACCCUUGACCUUGCGUGAUCGUUUCAGCCCAGCCCAUUUCUAACAUGGCGUCUGUAAACAAAAAAAGGAAAGUUGACCGCGAGGGCCGCCGCUUCCAGGACAAGUGGAAAUUUGAGUAUUUUUUCACUGAAAUACGAAACAACUGUGUCUGCCUAAUUUGCCAAGAGACUGUGGCUGUUUUCAAGGAAUUCAACAUCAAGAGGCACUACCAGACGAAACAUGCUAGCUACGACAAGCUAACUGGGAACAAACGCGGUGGCAAAAGUGAAGCAACUGGAAGCUGUUUUAACGGCACAGCAAAGCUUUUUCACAAGAGUCCGUGAGUCAAAUGAAAAUGCCACAAAGGCAAGCUACGAAGUGGCAACACUGAUUGCAAAGCACUGCAAACCUUUCACUGAGGGUGAAUUUAUUAAAGACUGUGUAAUGAAAAUGGUUGAGAAAAUUUGUCCCGCGAAGAAGCAAGAGUUUGCCAAUAUUUGCCUGGCUCGUAAUACUGUGGUACGGAGAAUUGAAGACGUUUCAUUAGAUAUUAAGAGACAGUUAGAGGCAAAAGGAACUGAGUUUGACUUUUUCUCGUUAGCGUGCGAUGAAAGCACGGAUGCGUCCGACACCGCUCAGUUACUGAUCUUUUUAAGAGGAGUGGACAAUGACAUGAACGUGAGUGAAGAGCUUCUGGACCUCCAGAGUCUGAAGGGCCAAACAAGAGGAACGGAUUUAUUUGUUUCUGUUUGUUCCACCGUAGAUGACAUGAAACUACAGUGGAAUAAAGUCACCGGGAUUAUUACGGACGGCGCACCUGCCAUGGCUGGCGAGCGGAGUGGAUUAUCAAGCCUUGUCUGUAACAAAGUCAGCGAGAAGAAGGAGGCAGCGCUAUUAAACUCCACUGUAUUAUUCAUCAAGAAGUUCUCUGUGCCAAAUAUAUGAAAUAUGAUAAUGUUAUGAAACCGGUGAUAAAGACUAUUAAUUAUAUUCGCUCCAAAGCGCUGUGCCACCGCCAGUUUCAACAGUUUCUUCUCGACAUCCAGGCUGAAUACGGAGAUGUUUUGUAUCACACGUACAGACGUAAGGUGGCUCAGUCGGGGGUCUGCGCUGCAGCGCUUCUUCUCUCUCAGGGAGGAAAUUGGACAAUUCUUGACUAAAAAGGGACAACCCAUGCCACAAUUAAAUGAUCCUGUUUGGCUGGCUGAUUUGGGAUUUUUAGUUGACAUAACGCGACAUCUGAAUGCGCUGAACACAAGCCUUCAAGGGCAAAAUGCAGUGGUAAGCCAACUGUAUUCACACAUCAAAGCCUUUCGGACCAAGCUACUACUUUUCCAAAGACACCUGUCACAGGCGCAGCCCAAUACCGCACAUUUCCCGUCGCUGCAGGAAAUUGUGACCAGUUUCCCACAGAUCAAUAUCAGUGCGCAAAUGACAAAGUAUGCAGCAGACAUCUCAUCUCUGGUUGAGGAGUUUCAGCAGCGCUUUCGGGACUUUGCAGCUAUUGAAAAGGAGAUCACGCUUUUUUCCUCUCCUUUCUCCGUGGACCCUGAUGACUCUCCAGACCACCUGCAACUGGAGCUCAUUGAGCUGCAGUGUGACGCCGAGCAUCGCAGUCGGCACCAACAGCUCCCUCUUGUCAACUUCUACCGCCAGCUGGAUGAAGGCAGGUUCCAAGCAAUUCGGACAUUUGCUAAGAAAAUGCUGAGCUUGUUUGGCUCCACAUACAUGUGCGAGAAGACAUUCUCCGUUAUGAACAUUAACAAGAGCCGCAUGAGGACGAGACUGAGUGACUCUCACCUGCGUGACGUCUUGCGCAUCAAAACCACUGCUCUUGAGCCAGACAUGGACUACAUACUGCAGUCAAGAUCCCAGUAUCACCCUUCACAUUAGUGCAGACCUCAUUCAGGCCUCCCAGGACUCCAGUGUGAAUAUCCCUCAAAUGGCUGAUACACUAAUAGAGAGGGCAGGCAAUGCCAGUUGGGUGGUAGUUUUCAAGGCCUUGAUUACUACCCACCAUCUCAUGGUGCACGGCAAUGAGAAAUUUCUGCAGUUCCUUUCAUCGAGGAACUCUUUGUUCAACCUUGCCAACUUCUUGGACAAAACAGGCUCACAUGGCUACGACAUGUCCACCUUUAUCAGACGCUACAGCCGCUAUCUCAAUGAGAAGUCGUUCGCCUACAGGCAGAUGUCUUUCGAUUUUGUGAGAGUCAAGAAAGGAGCUGAAGGAGCAAUGAGAACCAUGACAGUAGAGAAAUUGCUAAAAGGAAUGCCAAUCCUACAGGGUCAGAUUGAUGCACUGCUGGACUUUGAUGUACAUCAACCGGAAUUAAACAAUGGAGUGAUUAAUGCCUGCUUUCUUCUACUGUUUAAAGACCUGAUAAAGUUAUAUGCCUGCUACAAUGAUGGGAUCAUCAAUCUCCUCGAGAAAUUUUUCCAGAUGAAGAGAAGCCAGUGUAAAGAUGGACUUGAGAUCUACAAAAGAUUUCUGACUCGCAUGACUCGGGUAUCUGAAUUCUUCAAAAUUGCUGAGCAAGUGGGAAUAGAUAAAAACGACAUACCUGAACUCACUCAGGCCCCAGAAAGUCUCUUGGAAUCGUUGGAGACUCACCUCAACACUUUGGAAGGGAAAAAGCCGUCACCCACCAAGGACACAGUGGCCAACAACAGCUCAGGAACGACUGCCCCAUCUUCUGCACCACCCAAGCCUGCACCACCCGCUGCUACCGGUGGGCCCCCUCCUCGCCCCGGGCCACCUGCCAAACCUCCACCACCCUCUGUAACACCCACAGCUGUAGCUCCCACCCUUACCCCAAGCAGUGCCCUUGAUGAUGGCUUCCUGUUGGACUUAGAUCCUAUGUCCUCAUCCUCAGCACCUUCAACUACAACUGGUUGGGGAGACCUUUUGGCUGAUGCGACUCCCGCUGUCAGUAACAGCACUUCUGAGACUGAACAAGCAAAGACAGAGCUUGCUGCCGAUACCGGCAGCACCUCUGCAGGGGCUGCAACGCCAGCUGCUGCUGCUACGGCUCCAGCCAUCCCAGCACCCUCUUCCCUCUCUGUCGCAGGUCCAACUUCAUCAUCAGUUAGAGACAUCGACCUUUUUGGAGAUGCGUUUGCACCUUCCCCAGGAGACGGUCCUGCCACUGUGGCUGCGGGUCCUGCCACUGAUGCAUUUGGUGAAUCUGAUCCUUUUGCUACAACCGAAGGAAGUGGAGACAUUGCUCCAGGGUUGGACCUGUUCGCUAUGAGACCCGCUGAUAAGGAUGUCACCGCCAUCACUCCUCCCACCUCUAGUGAGACCACGGCCAUCGCUGCCCCCGCUGCUGCCCCCACACCUUCUGCCACCACUACCACUAGCACCACAGAUACCACCACCACCACAGAGUCUGCAGCCGCUCCGGCUCUAGAUUUUUUUGGUGAUAUGCUUGAUUCUAUGCCUGAGCAAAGUCCCACCACAGAAUCCAAAGCUGCUACCACUCCUAGCGUAGACCUUUUUGGUGCAGACCUCCCUGCUGUUUCACGGGGGCCUUCUCCUUUGCCUGAGCCGGUUCCAUCUGGAGACAUUGUCACUGAUCCUGCUCCUGCUCCUGCUCCUGGUAUAGCUCCUGCUUCUGCUUCUACUCCUGCUCCUGCUCCCGCUCCUGCUCCUGACAUCGCUCCUGCUUCAGCAGCUGCUCCUGUUGUUGCUCCAACACAAGCUACUAAUGCUGCUUAUGCCACCGAGGCCUCCAUUGCACCUCAAGUAGAACCGACCCCAGUCAUUGACCUACUCGACUCCUUCACUGGCUCAAUGAAGGAGACCGAGAGCUCAGCUCCUCCGGGACCUGGAGGCGACUUACUGGGAGACCUCAUGUCGCCUACCCUGGCACCCACCGCGGCCCCGGGCUUGGCCCAAGCCUUCGCUCCAGCUCCAGUUCAGAAUGAUCUUCUCGAGUCGGGAUUUGAACCUCUGGGUUCACUUCCCUCUCCGACACCACCUGUGCCAGCUGUACCAAUGGUACCUCCCACAGCUGAACCGGCAAGAACCACACCGGCGCUCUCUGGCGGCUUUGAUGCUUCGAUGUUUGACGGAUUAGGUGACUUGCUGAUGCCCGCUGUAACGCCACAGAGCACUGGGGGAAGCGUGGCAGGCAGCGCUGUGGGGAACAUGGGAACUCCCGUUACAGUCGAAAGCGUUGCAGCUGCUCCACCUGCAACCCCACCCCCGACCAAAACUAUUGCUGGGGACCUUGACUCGUCAUUGGCCAACCUGGUCGGAGACUUGGGAGUGAAGAAAAAGGACCCACAGAGUGAAAAGAAGUUGACUGGAGGAGCCAACUGGACGCCUCAUGUGGCCCCCACAAGCUGGACCACAUCAGGUGUCCCCAUGGCAGGUGUAGCUCCUGGAGGACCAGGAUCAGCGUCCUCUACUGGAACGAUGGUCCCACCAAUGAGUGCACAGCCUGGCUUUGGAAUGGCGGCUGCAGGGGGGCCAGGAGCUUCCAUGAUGCAGCCCAUGAUGGGCCAGCCUAUGAUGGGUCAGCCCAUAAUGAGACCACCCUUUGCCGGAGUAGUCGGACAUGCACCUGUAGGUGCUGCGACAGCACCUGGAGCGCCGCUUUCUCCUGGACCUGCAAGUCAGAGUCCCAAAAAGCCAAAGGAUCCCCUGGCAGAACUUGACCUUAAGGACUUCUUAUAACGCAAAUGAAGCCAGGAGUCGGAUGCUCUCGUUGUUUUUCCGGCGUCUCUCAAGAUUUCAGGAUGCCAAAUGCCCUGUCAAUUCUCGCUGUCUGUUACUUGACGUGAUAAGAGCCUCUCUCCUCCAUCCACUUCCUGUUUCCUUCUCUUGUGUGAUGUUGUAGCACAAACUGUGAAAGUGAACCAUAGCGGAUUAUAAACAGUAUCUGAAUAUAUAUGAGAAAAGAAGUACAAGUGUGUGCUCAUGUAGAUGUUCUAACCUUUUUCGUCCCAGGCAAAAUCUCCCCCAAAAAUAUUCUUGAGUGAAAGUGAAGGCAUAUGUGAUUAGAUUUAUUUCUUGUGUUGAAUGACGGAUUGUACGUUGGUGUCCUCCUAAGCUCCGCCCAGUCUUGUUCCCCGGCCCCUUGACACAGAGGGAUGAGACCUUCUUUGUUUUGGUCCAAUUGGACAAGAGUGCUGAGUAAAUUAACUGUAUUUUUUUUAGAACUAUGUUGUGUCUUGUUUACAGAGCGGUUUCAAAUGUUGUACAUAGACUCCUCUGGUGAAUUUUGAUUAUUAUGUCCUGUAUGUCUGUUGAAGAGAAAUAUCAACGUGAAAUGAAACUGUAAGGAGUCGUGGGCAUAAUUCUGUCAUUAUUUGAAAGAAAAAAAACGUGAUCAUUUUAUUGUAUAUUAUUAAUGUAUGGGCUUUUGAGAAAUUGGAACAUACAAACAUUGAGGCUUUUUUUGUGGCUUUUUUUUCUAUGUUGCUCUUUUUGUGUCAGUUAUCUCAUCUAAUUCUGAAUGAUGUCCCUCCCAAGGCUAUAGUUGAUGUUUACCUCUUUUGCAAUGGAAGGCCAAACCUUAGUUCUAAAUACAAUUUCCAGUGAAAAAUAUUUAGUUAUUUACCAUGGCAACACAUUUAAAUUGCUCCUCAAUGAAACAGUUCCCCCUUUUAUUGUAUGCAUUGAAAAAAAGUAUUUGUGGGGAUUAACAAAUUCAAUAGGAGAUUUUUUUUUCUAGUUAAAGUAGAGAUGGUUUCCAAAGAUGCAAACUCUGGGCAAUCUUGUAUAAUAGAGCAAUUUUCUCUUCAACUAAUGAUCUGCCUUUGUAUUUUAUAGCCCUGAGACCAAAUCUCUGGAUAUUAACAAGUAUUUUGAAGAGUCGAUAGCAAUUUGCUUGAAAUUCUUUUUUUAUUUAUUUUUUAUUUAUUUAUUUAUUUAUUUAUUUUUUGUCAUCAAGGAUUUGUAGUUCCAUUGUAAGACCUCUUAGUGUUUCUGUGUGCACUGCAGAAUCCCACAGUAGUUUUGACUCACAAUGUUAGCCUUCAUUUUACACUUGUUUGUGUGUGUUUGUGUGUUAAUGGGGAUUUGGACUACAUGCUUUUUGCAUUAGAAAUACAAUGAUACAUCCCCUGCCAUUUGAGUUUUCUGUUUAAACCAUAAGGUUGUACAAAAGAGAUCUGAUGCAGAUUGAACAUUUUCAUGCACUGAGUUACAAGAUUUUUAUUUUUGUUUAAUUUAUUUAGUGUAUGAUGUCCCUUCACAGUGCAUGUAAGCCCUUUGAGAUGCAAUAAACUAAAAGACGAAUUGAAAUGCUCUUUUUCCACUUCGUGUGUCUUAUUAACAUAAUUACUCGUGGAUCUUGGGUGCGUUUUUUCUUUUUUUUCUUUUUUUAUAAACAGAGCUGCUUAAGGAGGCUGAUUUUCUAGAGUAUGAAGUUUUACUGGGGAAUCUAGAAAUGUUACAAUACAGUACUUUAGAGAAUGCCAUGCAAUCGAAAUGUAAUUACACGAUCAAUACUAAUGCAUGAUCGACACUGUUUCUUUAAAGUGAUCAUGUGUCCUCUGUGGUUACAAUCAUGCACUAUUCAUAACGCUAAUUAUUCUUUGGUCCUGUGCCCUGCAAUGGCCUGGCAACCAAUCCAGGGUGUACCCCACAUUUUGCCCAAAGUCAGCUGGGACAGGCGUCAGCUCGCCAUAACUCUUAUGAUGACAAAUACAUUAGAAAAUAAAUGGGUGGUUACUUCUGUGCUUCUUGUUGAUAAUUCUUAUUACAAAUUGCUGCAAAUAUAUUUAAAUAUUGUUACAUAGCUUUGUGAUAAAUGCAUUACUAGUCAUAUAAUUAGAAGAUAUUGGUACCCUGUAAAAUUUGAGAGAAAUGUUUUGGGACUGGUGUCACAAAAUAAAUAUUUCAAAACCAAUCUUUCAGGUUUUCCCGUUCAAAUUAAUCCUUAUGGUGUCUAACACACUUUCAUGGCCUCCUUCGCCACGGCUCCAUGCACUCCUGAAAAGAUCCAACUUAGUUCCUUUGUCAGGGACCAUCUGGAUAUUAUCCACAUCUUCAAAAUGCUUCCCCUUGAUGACGCACUUGAGCGUAAGAAAGAAUGAAUGAAAGCACGUGGAGCCCCUUUGGGUGAGAGCUUCCUCCAGCAAAGUGAUGCUCUUCCCCAGUCAGGAAGGGUUGGAUGCUCAGGGCAGGCGCGUUGUUAAAGGUGGAAGCAGUCCUGAGCUGUCCUGCCACAAUGCUCACUUUUUCUCACAUACAGAACAGGCAAAUGCUGCAGAAUCUCUUCACGGAUGUAACGGUUGAUUGUGUAGUUCACAUUGAAAGGGCAAAUAUGUAGGUUGGGUCUGAAAUACAUAUUCCGCGACACCAAUCCAGGAAUCUUUCUGUAACACCUUGUAAAUGAAAUC
Syngnathoides biaculeatus (alligator pipefish) is the source of this 7339-nucleotide messenger RNA. RefSeq names its product synaptosome associated protein 91a (gene snap91a). The transcript has 28 exons. Gene Ontology annotation, biological process: synaptic vesicle budding from presynaptic endocytic zone membrane; clathrin coat assembly; clathrin-dependent endocytosis. Gene Ontology annotation, molecular function: SNARE binding; clathrin heavy chain binding; phosphatidylinositol-4,5-bisphosphate binding. Gene Ontology annotation, cellular component: synaptic vesicle; clathrin-coated pit; extrinsic component of presynaptic endocytic zone membrane. The record is from RefSeq and is a predicted model, not a curated record. Bases 1929 to 4667 code for a protein of 912 amino acids. NCBI's taxonomy places the organism in Eukaryota, Metazoa, Chordata, Actinopteri, Syngnathiformes, Syngnathidae.